GAGGCCGGUAACCACUCCUUCACGUCCCCGUCCCUCCCUCCCGGACCAGUGUGGGGAUGAGCAGGACGCUGUCUCCUUCCCUGCUCCCUCCAGCUUAAACCCUACCCAGCUCCUCAUCGGAUGGGUUGGUGCCACAGACUCACACCCACAAGGAGGAGGAAGGCUUUGAGCGAGGCUGAUCAUCUCGCCGCAGGUUUUCCUUCCAGAGUCGUUUUUCUCGGGACCGAGUCGGUGCAAUGGCGGCGCCUGGUCAGGAUGACUGCACCGUGCGGGUGGCUGUGAGAAUUCGUCCACAACUGGCCAAAGAGAAGAUAGAAGGAUGCCAUAUUUGUACUUCAGUUAUACCAGGAGAACCCCAAGUUGUUCUUGGAAAAGAUAAAGCAUUUACUUUUGACUUUGUUUAUGACAUGGACACUCAGCAAGAAGAGAUCUAUCUGAAGUGUGUAGAACAGCUUAUUGAUGGCUGCUUGGAAGGUUAUAAUGCCACAGUUCUAGCCUAUGGGCAAACAGGAUCAGGGAAAACGUACACAAUGGGGACUGGAUUUGAUGUUAACAUCACUGAUGGUGAGCUUGGUAUAAUUCCACGUGCUAUCAAACACCUUUACUAUGGUAUAGAGGAGAAAAAGCGUGCUGCUAUUGAACAAGGGCUACCACCACCAGAGUUUAAAGUCAAUGUGCAGUUUCUUGAGCUUUAUAAUGAAGACAUUCUUGAUCUCUUUGAUUCCCUUCGUGACCUUGAGGCAAGCCACAAAAAGUCAAACAUUAAAAUCCACGAAGAUGCAAAUGGAGGAAUUUACACUGUUGGAGUAACAACACGUAUGAUAAACACAGAAGCAGAGAUGUUGCAGUGUCUAAAGCUGGGAGCUCUUUCUCGCACAACUGCCAGCACGCAGAUGAAUGUUCAGAGUUCUCGCUCUCAUGCUAUUUUUACAAUACAUAUAUGCCAGAUGCGUGUCUGCAUCAAGAUGGAUAAUGAUGAAGUGAUAGAUAACAAAGUAAUUAGUGAAUCAAGAGAAAUGAACGAGUUUGAAACCCUCACGGCCAAGUUCCAUUUUGUUGACCUCGCAGGUUCAGAAAGACUGAAGCGUACUGGGGCAACUGGAGAACGAGCAAAAGAAGGAAUUUCAAUUAAUUGUGGUCUUCUGGCCCUUGGAAAUGUCAUCAGUGCACUUGGCGAUAAAAGUAAGCGGGUAACUCAUGUGCCUUAUAGAGACUCGAAAUUGACCCGAUUGCUGCAAGAUUCCUUGGGUGGCAAUAGCCAGACUGUUAUGAUAGCCUGCAUUGGUCCGUCAGAUCGUGAUUUCAUGGAAACUUUGAACACGCUGAAGUAUGCAAAUCGUGCACGAAACAUCAAAAAUAAAGUGAUGGUUAACCAGGACAGAGCAAGUCAACAAAUCAAUAUACUUCGUAGUGAAAUAGCACGACUCCAGAUUGAACUUACAGAGUAUAAGACGGGCAAGAGAUUAAUUGGAGAUGAUGGUGUGGAGAGUAUCAAUGAUAUGUUCCAUGAAAAUACUAUGCUGCACACUGAAAAUAAUAAUCUGCGAAUGAGGGUAAAAGCAAUGCAAGAGACCAUAGAAUCACUGAGAUCAAGAGUAACACAACUUCUGAGUGAUCAAGUCAAUCAAGUUCUCGCCAAAUCAGGAGAUGGAAACGAUGAAAUCAGUGCAAUGAUAAAGAAUUAUAUUAAAGAAGUUGAAGAUCUCAGAUCAAAACUAUUUGAGAGUGAAGCCAUGAAUGAAAACCUUCGUCGUAACCUUUCAAGGGCUUCAGCAAGACCUCCAUAUCUUAAUGGUACUUUUUCUGGUUCAGUUCUUGGUUCAGACAAGGAUGCUAUGGAUGUCUUACAAAUGGCUAAAAAGGACUUGGAAAAGCUCAAGAAAAAGGAAAAGAAAAAGAAAAAAAGCGUAACUAAAGAGGAGAAUCUGAAUGAAGGGGAGAAGCUGGAAGAGAAAGAUGAGGAAGAGAAAGAAAAGAAUGACUUAGAAGAGGAAGGUCAGGAAUGCAGUGAUCAUGAUGGGGAUGAAGAAGAUGCUGAAGAGGAUGAGGUUGAAAUAAGUGAAAGUUCAGAUGAAUCUGAUUCUGAGUUAGAUGAAGAAGCUAAUUUUCAGGCAGAUCUGGCUAACAUUACUUGUGAAAUAGAAAUUAAGCAGAAGCUCAUUGACGAACUGGAAAAUAGCCAGCGACGACUACAGACACUGAAGAAGCAGUAUGAGGAAAAGUUAAUGAUGUUGCAAAAUAAAAUUCGAGAUACCCAGCUGGAGAGGGACCGUGUUCUGCAAAAUUUAGGUUCAAUGGAAUCUUUUUCUGAAGAAAAAGCAAAUAAAAUUAAAUCGGAAUAUGAAAAGAAGCUUCAGGUUAUGAACAAAGAAUUGCAAAAGUUGCACACUGCCCAAAAGGAACAUGCCCGUUUACUAAAAAGUCAAUUACAGUAUGAAAAACAGUUGAAGAAACUACAGCAGGAAGUAGGAGAAAUGAAAAAAACCAAGGUCCGUCUAAUGAAACAAAUGAAGGAAGAACAAGAACGUGCUCGCAUGGCAGAAUCGAGGAGAAACCGAGAAAUUGCUCAACUGAAGAAAGAUCAUCGCAAGCAAGAACAUCAAAUGAAACUCUUGGAAGCUAAGAAACGGCAACAAGAAAUAAUCCUAAAACGAAAAACUGAGGAGGUUACAGCCCUUCGAAGACUUUCUAAACCUAUGUCAGAUAAAAUAGCUGGGCGAGUGAGUCGUAAACUGAGUUUGCCAGAUCCUAUUUCCGAGUCGUCAUCUCAUGCAGGUUUAUCUGAACAUGACCGAACCUUGAACUUUGGCGGUGUGCAGAAAGGGAGAGCUGUUGCUUCCCGAACCUCGACUCCUCCAGCAAAUGGGAGCUUCAGAAAGAAGUUCCAGAGGAAAAUUACAAGUACAUAUGCAUCAAGAACAUCCAGAAUGAAAUGGCAGUCACUUGAACGUAGACUUACUGAAAUAAUUAUGCAGAGAAUGACUAUUGCAAACAUGGAAGCCGAUAUGAAUAGACUUCUCAAACAACGUGAAGAUUUGACGAAAAGGCGUGAGAAGCUGAAUAGACGGAGAGAUAAAUUUGUACAGGACUGUGUAGAUGACAAAACAAUCCAUAGCAUUAAUGAAGAAACAGAAUCACUUUGUGCAAAUAUUGACUAUGUUAACGAUAGCAUUUCAGAAUGCCAAGCCAAUAUAAUGCAGAUGGAGGAAGCAAAGGAGGAAGGAAGAACAGUAGAUGUUUCAGCAGUGAUCACUUCCUGCUCUUUGACAGAAGCUCGCUACAUGUUGGAACACUUUCUCACAAUGGUUAUUAAUAAGGGUCUCCAAGCUGCACAGAAGGAAUCUCAAAUUAAAGUUCUUGAAGGAAAAGUAAAGCAAAUAGAAAUUAACAGUUCGACUCAAAAUCAACUGCUAUUCCACAUGUUGAAAGAGAAAGCGGAAUUUAAUCCAGAACUUGAAGCUUUGCUUGGAAAUGCUUUGCAAGAACUAGAUAGCAUACCUAUGGAAGAAGGAGCUGAAAGUAGUGAAGAAGAAAAUGUAACUAGUCCUGGAACAGAAGGCAGCUCACUGACUUCUGACCUUAUGAGAGUAGCAGGUGACAUCAAACCAAAGGAUAAGGCACGAAGGAGGACAGCUACGCAAAUGGAAUUGCUUUAUGCUGACAGUAGUGAUUCUGCCUCAGACAUAGUUACAGGAGAUCUUGCUCUGCCUGUGCCAUUAAUGCCUGUCGCAGAGGUGCAAGAAAUUGAGAAGGACGUUGGGACUUUGCAGGCUGAUGCUGCUUCAGCUAGGGAAAAAGAGAUCAUACCAUCACCAUCUGGCUUGCCCCUUAGACUUGGCAGUAGCAUUUCUCGACCAUCAUCAGCAGCAGAAAGAAAAAUACCUGAAUCUUCACCAUUAUCCAGGAGGAAGUUGUAUGACAGAGGUAACCUGGCAGGAGAGAAAUUGAAGGUUAAAGAACAAAAAUUGUCAGAUGAAAGCGACUCCUCUCCUUCGGAGGUACAAAGGGGUAUAAUUAACCAGUUUCCCAGCUCCAAAGCUAAUAGGUGUGCACCUCUUUACUGUACUCACGAGGCUGAAGGACACAGCAAAGCAGUGCUCUGUCUAGAUGCUACAGAUGAUCUUCUUUUCACCGGAUCAAAAGAUCGGACGUGUAAAGUAUGGAAUCUUGUAACGGGGCAAGAGAUCAUGUCACUUGGUGGGCAUCCUAAUAAUGUGGUAUCAGUCAAGUACUGCAGUUAUUCUAGUUUGGUAUUUUCUGCUUCUACAUCUUAUAUUAAGGUGUGGGAUAUCCGGGAUUCUGCUAAAUGUAUCCGAACACUGACGUCAUCGGGCCAGGGGUCGAUGGGGGAUGUUUGUGCAAACACUAAAAAUAGAACAGUUACCAUCUCACCUGGAGAAAAUCAGAUAAACCAAAUUGCACUUAACUCCACAGGCAUGUUCCUCUAUGCUGCUUCUGGUAACUCUGUGCGAAUGUGGGAUCUCAAAAGGUUUCAAUCAACUGGAAAGUUGACUGGACAUCUGGGCCCAGUUAUGUGCCUUACUGUUGACCAAACUGCAAAUGGACAAGAUUUGAUUAUCACUGGGUCCAAAGAUCACUACAUCAAGAUGUUUGAAGUAACAGAAGGUGCCAUUGGCACUGUAAGCCCCACACAUAAUUUUGAGCCACCACAUUAUGAUGGAAUUGAAUCGCUCACGAUUGUAGGUGACAGCUUGUUCAGUGGAUCAAGAGAUAACGGAAUAAAAAAGUGGGACAUGGCCCAGCAAGAGCUCUUCCAGCAAGUUCCAAAUGCUCACAAGGAUUGGGUGUCCGCCUUGGGAAUUGUCCCAGGACGGAUGUCUCUGCUCAGUGGCUGCAGGGGAGGCAUCCUUAAGCUUUGGACUGUAGACAGCUUUUCACCACUUGGAGAGAUGAGAGGCCAUGACAGUCCCAUCAAUGCCAUUUGUACCAACUCUACUCACAUCUUUACUGCUUCAGAUGACCAAACAGUGAGAAUUUGGAGCACUCGGAGACAAUCAGAUGGACAGCUGUUGGAAACUGCAGAAAUAAACGAUGAUAACAGCAGCUGAACACUACAUAGAGUAAAGCAACAUUGGCCAUUGGUGUAUAGCACUUUUACUGUGAUUGGGGAAGCUGUUCUAACUGACCUGAAGGCACCUGGAAGCUUUAGUGUUUAAUUGGUUCUGAUCAGUCGAAUUCAUAGCAUCUCUUUUCUCUGAUAGCAUCACAGUACCAUCAGAGAAAAGAGCAACUAGAUAAUAUACCUAGCACUUGACUGAUUUGUGUUGUGUGAAUAGAAAUUGUGAAAUGCUUUUCAUUCUGCAGAGCUAUUCUUAAUGUAUUCAGUCUGCAGUAGCUUUCUGAGCAGUAAGGUUUGCAUCAAAUAGCAUGUCCAGCAAAUAGUUCUAUGCAGCUAAUGGGAAUCGUUAUGUACUUUGGUAUUUUCCCAAAAGGUUUGUGCAGAUUUUUUUGAUGCUGCAACCAUGUCUGUACUUGUAUAUGGAGUUCAUUUCUAGUUGGAAAUAUUGCUGUUGCAUUACUUUAAAGAUAGAAUUUAGCAAUAUCUAUUUAUACAGCAGUAUUCUCAUUCUAGCAAAAAUCUUUGAAGCAGAAUUGUCUUGCACUGUUUGUGGCAUACUCCCAUUAUAACAUUACUGUGUUGUCAUUCACUGUUCAGGCCACACUGUUUAUCUCAUCAGCCUGCUUUUCUUUCAAGUAAGAGCAAAUUGCCUUUGCAGUUGAGUCGUAAAAAUGCUGCUGUACGAAUAUUGAGAAAUAUGUGCAUAUGUUGCAUUCAGUAACGGUUAAUUGGACAAUUUCAUCUGGAAUGGAAAUGCACUGUAUAUAGUGAGUUUGAGAUGAAAGUGUUAAUUUGUACCUGGUUUAUUUCCAGAGAUUGUAGAAUGUAGAUAACUAAAUGGGGAUAUAUUUUAUUUAACUUUAGAAUUUGAUUGAUAGUGAUUUUACCAAGCUUCUGAAAUUUUAUGUAAAUAACCAAGUUGAAACGGAUUUAGGUUUUAUUUGCUAUCUCUCAGGCUGCUUGUAAACAAUUAGCCAAAUAAAGAAAUGUGUGCUCAA
This is a messenger RNA of Leucoraja erinaceus (little skate), 6078 nucleotides long. RefSeq names its product kinesin family member 21A (gene kif21a). Lineage: Eukaryota; Metazoa; Chordata; Chondrichthyes; Rajiformes; Rajidae. The transcript is spliced from 35 exons. Gene Ontology annotation, molecular function: microtubule binding; microtubule motor activity; ATP binding. The record is from RefSeq and is a predicted model, not a curated record. Gene Ontology annotation, biological process: mitotic spindle organization; microtubule-based movement. Bases 237 to 5069 code for a protein of 1610 amino acids.